CUUAGUUGUUUUUUUUUUACAUUUUUUAAAAGUGAUAAAUGCAUCUGUAAUGUCCUUAUUAGUCAAAAACGCUUAAGGGAUAAAGAAGCACAUGCUCCCCAGUCAACACUGGAGGAACACACCCCUGAGAUCUGGUGCUGUCGGACCCAGAUUUCCCGCGAAAACGCCGCAGCGCAGGAGGUCAGACCAUCUGGACAGAGGGGGGACUGAGCGAGGCCUACAUCUGGCUUCCGCACGGGCACCAAAGGAAGCUGCAGUGUCCCCCCUACCGCUGUGCAGUGGCGCCUCCCGGAGGCGGAGCCACGCACGAGCGUCGCUGUGAUUGGUGAGGAGCCGCCAGGGGCGGAGACGAUUUUGCCGCCGGCGGGAACUCUGGGUCUCGCGGUUUGGGAGCUCGACCCUCCAGGUGUACCUGGAGCCCUGCUAGCAUCUGCAAGCGGCCGCUUUUCGCCGGUAUCCCGAGCACCAUGUCGUCUCCGGCGUCUACGCCGAGCCGCCGCGGCAGCCGGCGUGGAAGAGCCACCCCCGCUCAGACGCCUCGAAGUGAGGAUGCCAGGUCAUCUCCCUCUCAGAGACGUAGAGGCGAGGAUUCCACCUCCACCGGGGAGCUGCAGCCAAUGCCAACUUCGCCUGGAGCAGACUUGCAGAGCCCUGCCGCGCAGGACACGUUAUUUUCCAGCCCUCCCCAAAUGCAUUCUUCAGCAAUCCCUCUUGACUUCGAUGUUAGUUCGCCACUGACAUAUGGCACUCCCAGCUCGCGGGUAGAGGGAACACCAAGAAGUGGUAUUAGAGGCACACCUGUGAGACAGAGGCCUGACUUGGGCUCCGCACAGAAGGGCCUGCAAGUGGAUCUGCAGUCUGACGGGGCAGCAGCAGAAGAUAUGGUGGCAAGUGAGCAGUCUCUAGGCCAAAAGCUUGUGAUCUGGGGAACAGAUGUAAACGUGGCAGCAUGCAAAGAAAAUUUUCAGAGAUUUCUUCAGCGUUUUAUUGAUCCUCUGGCUAACGAAGAAGAAAAUGUUGGCAUAGAUAUUACUGAACCUAUAUACAUGCAACGACUUGGGGAGAUCAAUGUUAUUGGUGAGCCAUUUUUAAAUGUAAACUGUGAACACAUCAAAUCAUUUGACAAAAAUAUGUACAGACAGCUCAUCUCUUACCCACAGGAAGUUAUUCCAACUUUUGACAUGGCUGUCAAUGAGAUCUUCUUUGACCGUUACCCUGACUCAAUCUUAGAACAUCAGAUUCAAGUAAGACCAUUCAACGCAUUGAAGACUAAAAAUAUGAGAAACCUGAAUCCGGAAGAUAUCGACCAGCUCAUCACCAUCAGUGGCAUGGUGAUCAGGACAUCCCAGCUGAUUCCCGAGAUGCAGGAGGCCUUCUUCCAGUGCCAAGUGUGCGCCCACACGACGCGGGUGGAGAUGGACCGUGGCCGCAUUGCAGAGCCCAGCGUGUGCGGGCGCUGCCACACCACUCACAGCAUGGCACUCAUCCACAACCGCUCCCUCUUCUCCGACAAGCAGAUGAUCAAGCUUCAGGAGUCUCCGGAAGACAUGCCUGCAGGGCAGACACCACACACCGUCAUCCUGUUUGCUCACAAUGAUCUCGUUGACAAGGUUCAGCCUGGGGACAGAGUGAAUGUUACAGGCAUCUAUCGAGCAGUGCCUAUUCGAGUCAAUCCAAGAGUGAGUAAUGUGAAGUCUGUCUACAAAACCCACAUUGAUGUCAUUCAUUAUCGGAAAACGGAUGCAAAACGUCUGCAUGGCCUCGAUGAAGAAGCAGAACAGAAACUUUUUUCAGAGAAACGUGUGGAAUUGCUGAAGGAACUUUCCAGGAAACCAGACAUUUAUGAGAGGCUUGCUUCAGCCUUGGCUCCAAGCAUUUAUGAACAUGAAGAUAUAAAGAAGGGAAUCUUGCUUCAGCUCUUUGGUGGGACAAGGAAGGAUUUUAGUCACACAGGAAGGGGCAAAUUUCGGGCCGAGAUCAACAUCUUGCUAUGUGGCGACCCUGGUACCAGCAAGUCCCAGUUGCUGCAGUACGUGUACAACCUGGUCCCCAGGGGCCAGUACACAUCUGGGAAGGGCUCCAGUGCAGUUGGCCUCACUGCAUACGUAAUGAAAGACCCUGAGACAAGGCAGCUGGUCCUGCAGACAGGUGCCCUUGUCCUGAGUGACAACGGCAUCUGCUGUAUCGAUGAGUUCGACAAGAUGAAUGAAAGUACAAGAUCUGUAUUGCAUGAAGUCAUGGAACAGCAGACUCUGUCCAUUGCAAAGGCUGGGAUCAUCUGUCAGCUCAAUGCACGCACCUCUGUCCUGGCAGCAGCAAAUCCCAUUGAGUCUCAGUGGAAUCCUAAAAAAACAACCAUUGAAAACAUCCAGCUACCUCACACUUUAUUAUCAAGGUUUGACUUGAUCUUCCUCAUGCUGGACCCUCAGGACGAAGCCUACGACAGGCGUCUGGCUCACCACCUGGUCGCACUGUACUACCAGAGCGAGGAGCAGGCAGAGGAGGAGCUCCUGGACAUGGCGGUCCUGAAGGACUACAUUGCCUAUGCGCACAGCACCGUCAUGCCACGGCUAAGUGAGGAAGCCAGCCAGGCUCUCAUCGAGGCUUAUGUAGAUAUGAGGAAGAUUGGCAGUAGCCGUGGAAUGGUUUCUGCAUACCCUCGACAGCUAGAAUCAUUAAUCCGCUUAGCAGAAGCCCAUGCUAAAGUAAGAUUUUCUAACAAAGUUGAAGCCAUUGAUGUGGAAGAGGCCAAACGCCUCCAUCGGGAAGCUCUGAAGCAGUCUGCAACUGACCCCCGGACUGGCAUCGUGGACAUAUCUAUUCUUACUACAGGGAUGAGUGCCACCUCUCGUAAACGGAAAGAAGAAUUAGCUGAAGCAUUGAAAAGGCUUAUUUUAUCUAAGGGCAAAAUACCAGCUCUAAAAUACCAGCAACUUUUUGAAGACAUUCGGGGGCAAUCUGACAUAGCAAUUACCAAAGAUAUGUUUGAAGAAGCACUGCGUGCCCUGGCAGAUGAUGAUUUCCUGACGGUGACUGGGAAGACCGUGCGCUUGCUCUGAAGCUCUGUGAGCAAGGCGGCCUGCAGCCCAGUUAACUGCCAUCAUUGUAUAUAGAGCUUAAAGUCAUGGUUUGGCUACAUAAAAAUUUUCUAACUUAGGUUCAAUAUUUGUAGUGAAGCGUGUGUUUUAUUUUAUUUUUUACAUUAUAAAUAAAACUAUUAUGCUGGCCAGG
Messenger RNA from Cebus imitator (Panamanian white-faced capuchin), 3231 nucleotides. It is a transcript of the gene MCM4, whose product is annotated as minichromosome maintenance complex component 4. Gene Ontology annotation, molecular function: single-stranded DNA binding; ATP binding; single-stranded DNA helicase activity. Gene Ontology annotation, cellular component: MCM complex; nucleus. Bases 468 to 3059 code for a protein of 863 amino acids. NCBI's taxonomy places the organism in Eukaryota, Metazoa, Chordata, Mammalia, Primates, Cebidae. Gene Ontology annotation, biological process: DNA replication; double-strand break repair via break-induced replication; DNA strand elongation involved in DNA replication. The transcript is spliced from 17 exons. The record is from RefSeq and is a predicted model, not a curated record.